AUGCAAGUCGGUAACGAAAAGACUAAUAGUACAAACAAGAUCUUUUCUGAAAGAGAAGAAAAAGAAGAUAUUACUGGGGAAACUGGUGAAAUCCUUAAUCCCACUAACUCUCCUACUAGCUCUUCUAACACUCCUAAAAAUAACGAAUCAUGGCAAAUUAUUAGUUUGUUUUUAGGUAACUCUGGUAAUAAAAAUAACGAAUCCAAUACUGGCGACAUUACUGCCAGCUCAGAUAAUAAUAAUAGUAAUAGCGAUGACUUUUCCAUUAGACAACGUACUAUCCAUACACCUGCUGCAAACGGUAGUUGUGAUGAUGAUAUUCUAUCUUUAAGUUCUGAUGCUAGCGAAGUUCUUGAUGAAGAUGACGACAGCAACAUAAAAAAGAACAAAUGUUUCACUUUAGCUGAGAUUAUCAACUGUCUAGGCAAGAACUCUAUUAUGAAGUGCACCAAAGUUAUUACUAAAUAUAUGUAUAACAUAAAACAAAUACUUUUAACAUGGAUUGAAAACUCUACAAAUAACAGAUAUAUUAGAAUUACUUAUAGCGGUCCUACCCAUAGCACUGUUAAUGCCGGUUCAGAUAAUAAUGCAGAGAAUAAUGAGAGUUUAAUUAGUUUAACAGUCUCUGUGCCAUUUUUAAAAAAAGUUGCUUAUGCACUUUCCGCUUUGUUUAUUUGUAGUGCUAUUGUUUAUUGUAAAUGGGAUUAUAUCAGUGAUAAAUUAAUUUUUUAUGGUUAUCCUACAAUUAAUUCUGGUGCCAUUGCUGGUAGUGGCAAAAACCCAUUGGUGAGCACUGAUAUUGAUAGUUGUGUUACCACCGAUGGUGAAAAGUUGCCACCUUUAUUGAUACCUGUUUCUAUUCCCUUGCCUAACCCUCGACAAUUAGAUCCAAGGGUACUUUACCAAAGAUUUACUAGAAUGUUUGAUCCAGUGAAUUUAGAUAACUGCUAUUCUACCAUCAAGAAUGGUAUUAGUAAUGGUGCUCACAAAACCUUUGAUUUCUGUAAAACGAAUACUAAUAAUUUAGGAGAUAGUUUACAUGAUCUCAAUGACCAAGUUUCCAAAAAUGUUCAUUCGGCAAAACAUUACAUUGAUUCUUUAAUUAACUCCUUUGAUUGA
Messenger RNA from Saccharomycodes ludwigii, 1119 nucleotides. RefSeq lists its product as uncharacterized. NCBI's taxonomy places the organism in Eukaryota, Fungi, Ascomycota, Saccharomycetes, Saccharomycodales, Saccharomycodaceae. Bases 1 to 1119 code for a protein of 372 amino acids. The transcript has a single exon. The record is from RefSeq and is a predicted model, not a curated record.